UCGUGCGGUUGGCUUGGAGUCCUUUGAUCCUGCUGGAAAACAGCAAGCAGAAUCGCUAGCGGAAUCGGAAUCGGAAUCGCGAGUGUUUUGCCGCCAAGUGUUGCAUUCGUGCUGCAAGUGAAUCGAAGUGAUGCUGAAGUUGAGUGAUGAGUGACUUGUGCUGAGCGAAUUUCUCGACAGGAUUCUCAAAACAUCCGGUGUCCGGACAGCUCAGCCGCAGGACAUGUGCAAUUUGGAGUUUCACGAAAAAUACAAGAUAGCCUGACUUGAUUGCCUAGAAAAUGCUUUGAAGAAGACUAGCUUUAAAGGAAAUAUCCGAUAAGACAACUUCAUGGUUUCCGGUCACUAAUCAAUCCAAUCAAAGAAAGUAAAGCCCAUAUAUUCAAAAUGCAAUCAAACUGCUGUCAAUAUCGUAUGCAAACCUGUGUGUUAAAUGUAAUUCUGCUUCUAAUCCUGAUGAGUCAACAAUGUAAUCCUCAGAGAGUGGAGGUGCCAGCGGAAGUCAUAGUUGAUCCCAAAUUUAGUUCUCCAAUUGUGAAUAUGACAGCGCCCGUGGGACGUGAUGCCUUCCUCACGUGCGUUGUCCAGGACCUGGGGCCUUAUAAGGUUGCGUGGCUUCGGGUCGACACACAAACUAUUUUAACGAUACAGAACCACGUUAUCACAAAAAACCAACGCAUUGGCAUUGCCAACUCGGAGCACAAAACCUGGACAAUGCGCAUUAAGGACAUUAAGGAGUCGGACAAAGGCUGGUACAUGUGCCAAAUCAACACGGAUCCGAUGAAAAGCCAGAUGGGCUACCUCGAUGUUGUGGUACCGCCGGAUAUCCUAGAUUAUCCUACGAGCACGGACAUGGUCGUUCGCGAGGGCAGUAACGUGACGCUCAAAUGCGCUGCUACCGGUUCGCCAGAGCCGACAAUUACAUGGCGACGCGAAAGUGGAGUGCCCAUCGAGCUGGCCACCGGAGAGGAGGUAAUGAGCAUCGAAGGCACCGAUCUAGUAAUACCGAAUGUUAGGCGCCAUCACAUGGGAGCCUACUUGUGCAUCGCCUCCAACGGAGUGCCGCCCUCGGUGAGCAAAAGGAUAACACUAGUUGUGCACUUUCCGCCGAUGAUCACUGUUCAAAACCAACUGAUUGGCGCUGUAGAGGGAAAGGGCGUCACUUUGGACUGCGAGUCGGAGGCAUAUCCCAAGUCGAUCAACUACUGGACCAGGGAACGCGGAGAGAUUGUGCCACCAGGUGGCAAAUACUCGGCGAAUGUCACGGAAAUCGGCGGCUAUCGCAACUCGAUGCGACUCCACAUAAAUCCUCUUACACAGGCCGAAUUUGGAUCCUACCGUUGCGUGGCGAAGAAUUCCCUUGGCGACACGGACGGCACAAUUAAGCUGUAUCGAAUUCCCCCCAAUGCCGUCAACUAUGUGGAGAACUUUGAGGCGCGGCACAAAGGCAAAAAGCGGACGAAAAGCUCGGAGUCGCAUCAUCCGGCCAGGGCCCAGGAGCACAGUGGCGAGGAUAUGGAAAAUCCGGGCAAAAGAAAAGCCGAUUUGAGUCUGAGUGCGGAGAGCAUUGACAGCAUUUACGGAAACUCCGCAGCUGGGACUCGGCGCCAGGACCUCGGCGGAGUGCUGCUCCUGCUCCUGCCACUGGCUGUGGCAGUGGCUGUGUCACUGGCGACGGCGGGAGUAAUGCGGGAAGCUCGGAUGACACUGCCGCCACAAACACUGACGCAUGUUUGACACAGACGCCGAGUUGACAUGGACAUGGAGUCAGUGCUAAAUCUGGACUUGCUGCCAGAGACGGAGCUGCAGCUGGAGCUGGAGCCAAAGUUGGAGCUAGAGCCACGGUCUGUGGCAGUGCAAUGAUGAUUGAGUUUGUCAAUGCCAAACGCCGCUUGGUGCUGAUUUAUGGCUCGUUGCGGCUGCUUUUAGUUAAAGUUCGUCGACGCGAAAUUACAUAUAUCAAAUCCAGCUGUAGCCAGUAAGCAAACUAGGCUUCCUAAAUCCUAAUUCCCAAUCGCGCGACUAUCCAGCAGUUGGAUUCUAGUUGGUUCGAGUUCAGCCUGCAGAGCAACCUUUGUAAAAUAUCGCAGUUUGCACUUCAAGUACGGCACAUGUAUAUAGACGAAUUACAACGUUUUUUGUGUAUAACUCUAGCAGAUAAAGAGAUCGGAGAUGGCAAGGGGCUAUGUAUUAUAACACUUGUAUAAACCAGAGGUUUGAUUUAUCGUUUCAUUUUAAAUUUAUUAUUAUUAGGAAAUCCAAGAGAUGUUGGAAGAUAUAAUUGAGUAAAUAUAAACCGGUAUACCUAACUAUAUCGUAAAACUGCUAAACAAAUUUAAAACCGCCAAAAGCUUAAUGUAAAAACAGAAAUAAAUCAAUAAGCUCAGCAGCUGGCUGUGUUUUUUUAAAACUAAAACCAUUCAAAAUGUUUUGAUACAUACCCAGCUUGUUUGCUCCUGAUAUAUUAUGAACCCAUUUAAAAUGUUUAACAAUAUUUGCCUCGUUCAACAAAAUACAUAUCAAUUAUUCAACAUUCUAAAAUUGAAAUUUGUUUAAUGCGUUCCCUUGUAUGGUUAAACUUCAACAAACAAUCCAUUAAUUUAUCCUACAUUUAAAGGUAAUAUAAAAAGUAUAGGCAAGCCGUAAAUUUAAUGCGCGAAUUAAUCUCACGAUUUAGUGCGGAUAAUGCUCCAUUUAAUAUAGCUAAAUGUAUAUUUCCAGACAAAAUUAAAUUGUUAAAUACAAAGUAUAUCGGUUAUGUUGAAAUCGCUAUCACACACACACAUAUAAACUUAUCAAAUACCAAUAUUAAUGAAUAUUUGUAAGCAUCACAUGUACAUGAAAGUGUAAGCGAAUUGCCGAAUCGACAGGUAUAUUUAUAAAAUAAA
Messenger RNA from Drosophila santomea, 2888 nucleotides. It is a transcript of the gene DIP-eta, whose product is annotated as limbic system-associated membrane protein. The transcript has 12 exons. Lineage: Eukaryota; Metazoa; Arthropoda; Insecta; Diptera; Drosophilidae. Bases 388 to 1737 code for a protein of 449 amino acids. Gene Ontology annotation, cellular component: neuron projection. The record is from RefSeq and is a predicted model, not a curated record.